Molecule: messenger RNA, 3252 nt
Organism: Lampris incognitus (smalleye Pacific opah)
Lineage: Eukaryota; Metazoa; Chordata; Actinopteri; Lampriformes; Lampridae
Gene: nr2f2
Product: nuclear receptor subfamily 2, group F, member 2
Exons: 3
Coding region: 1052-2305 (417 amino acids)
Biological process (GO): anatomical structure development; negative regulation of transcription by RNA polymerase II; cell differentiation
Molecular function (GO): nuclear receptor activity; zinc ion binding; retinoic acid binding
Source: RefSeq, a predicted model, not a curated record
GCCGGGCUCCUACCAAUCGCAAAUCACUUCCUAACCUCCGCCUUUUUUAACAUAUUUGAUCAACUUUGAUUCACUAUUCUUCUUUCCUAUUAUAUUUUUUUUUCUUCUCCUCCCGCAGCAACGAAGGAGCCCCUAUUUUUUUUUUCCCCUCUUCUUUCCGCGGGUUGUGAUCUUUUUGUUUUAGACGCGCUCGGCUGUGUUUCGGGGGAGAGAGAGUUCCGCCUGUUCCCGUUUGCACCCUCCACAAACGCCGGCUGCAGCGGCGCGCCGUGCCGGCGCCACCUCGCCAGAAGACAAGGGGACGGACGACACGCGUGCUACAUAUACAUAUACAUAUAUAUAUAUAUGUAUAUUUUUUUGGUGUUGUUAUUUUGUUGAACACACCAGCUGGUGAUUUUCCUCUCGAGACCUGCACUGGAACUUGUCGGUAGCCGCUGGGGCGCUUCGCCGAGUGCUUUAAUGCCGCCGCUGCCGCCGCUGCUGCCGCUGCUGCCACUGCAUCGUCUACCAACUUGCUCGAGCGCCUGCUGACCGACCACACGCCGCUACCUCGCGCCCCCCGUCACAGCAGCGCUCAAGCCCCGCCGCCGCCGCCGCCGCAGCUCCUCCGCGCUGAUGGGUGUGCUGGAUGGCUGCCUGUAGGCGCCCCUGGACUUGGCCUUUAAGCGCAAGGCAGCGACUCAGCUCGCCGUCGCCUCGGUGGUGAAGCCGCGCUUCCUCCGGCGAACAGCAGCGGUAUAAACCCCCGACUUUUCUUGGGGGGGGGUGGUGGUGGUGGUGUGGUGUGGAAGAAGAAGGAGAAGAAGAAGGAGAACCGACCCGGCGUGGAUUCAAACGCAGACCAGACGUGACAUUUGUGUGCUCUCGACCCGGCGGGCAAGGCAAGCCCCUCUCUGCGUUCCCCGAGACAGAUUCACACACACACACACACACACACACACACACACCACCCCCCUCCUCCUCCUCCUCCUCCCUUCUCUCUCCUCCCCUCCCCGCACCGCGAACAACCAAAACGGCAGACAAAAAAGUUUCUUUACGUUGACUGAUAGAUAUGGCAAUGGUAGUGUGGAGAGGCUCCCAGGACGAUGUGGCCGACACCCAAGGCGCCCUUUCCUCGCAGACCCAAGGAGGACUAUCUCUGCCGACCCCUCAGCCGGGCCAGUUGAAUCUGACAGCCUCUCAGGUCGCCCCUCCGACCCCCCAGACGCCCGUGCAGGGACCCCCGAACAACACGCAGUCCACGCCGACGAGCCAGACGACGCAGCAGUCGGAGAAGCAGCCGCAGCACAUCGAGUGCGUGGUGUGCGGGGACAAGUCCAGCGGCAAGCACUACGGCCAGUUCACGUGCGAGGGCUGCAAGAGCUUCUUCAAGCGGAGCGUGCGGCGGAACCUCACCUACACGUGCCGCGCCAACCGGAAUUGCCCGAUCGAUCAGCACCACCGCAAUCAGUGUCAGUACUGCCGCCUCAAGAAAUGCCUCAAAGUCGGCAUGAGACGGGAAGCCGUGCAAAGGGGACGGAUGCCACCCACGCAGCCGCACCACGGCCAGUUCGCCUUGACAAACGGGGACCCGCUGCACUGCCAUUCCUACUUAUCCGGAUAUAUCUCUCUUCUGCUGAGAGCCGAGCCCUACCCGACGUCCCGCUAUGGCAGCCAGUGCAUGCAGCCCAACAACAUCAUGGGCAUCGAGAACAUUUGCGAACUUGCGGCCCGGAUGCUCUUCAGCGCCGUGGAGUGGGCCAGGAAUAUCCCCUUCUUCCCAGACCUGCAAAUCACCGACCAGGUGGCCCUGCUGAGGCUGACGUGGAGCGAGCUGUUUGUGCUCAACGCGGCGCAGUGCUCCAUGCCUCUGCACGUGGCCCCCCUCCUGGCGGCCGCCGGCCUCCACGCGUCCCCCAUGUCCGCCGACAGAGUGGUGGCCUUUAUGGACCACAUACGGAUCUUCCAGGAGCAAGUGGAGAAGCUCAAAGCGUUGCACGUCGACUCCGCCGAGUACAGCUGCCUAAAGGCCAUCGUGCUCUUCACCACAGAUGCUUGUGGGCUGUCAGACGUGGCCCACGUGGAAAGUUUGCAGGAGAAGUCCCAGUGCGCCCUGGAGGAGUACGUACGGAGCCAGUAUCCCAACCAGCCCACCCGCUUUGGGAAGCUGCUCCUGCGCUUGCCCUCCCUGCGCACGGUCUCCUCCUCGGUCAUAGAACAGUUAUUUUUCGUCCGCUUGGUAGGUAAAACCCCCAUUGAAACUCUCAUCAGGGAUAUGUUGCUGUCGGGGAGCAGUUUUAACUGGCCUUACAUGUCCAUUCAGUAAAGCCAAGGAGGAAGGGACAAAACAGGAGGCCGAGACCACAAUGCUCCGGCCCUCUUUUGUGGGGGGGGGGGGGAGGAGGGGGGGGACGGCUGUUACACGAGCUCGCGCUUUCACCGAGAAAGAGACACUGACGUAAAACACACACACACACACACACACACACACAUACACACACACACACACACACACACACACACACACACAUACACAGACACACACACACAUACACAGACACAGACACACACACACACAAAAAAAGAAAAGACUCGAGUUUCCCCCAAAUUUGAGAGUCCGGUGAACUUUUGAGGACGCGGAUACGAGCUCCGUCCCCUUCCCCUCCCACCCCCGGGGGGAGGGGAGGAGGGGGUGUCGUGGAGAGCGUCCCGCUUCGAUCCAUGUUGGUUGUUUUUUUGUUUUUUUCUGUUUUUGUUUUUUGUUUUUGUUUUUUUAAAGAAAGAAGAAAAAGGACAACAACAAAAAAAAUAAUACAAAUAAGGAGAAAACAAAAAAGGGAUUUGGGCAAUCCUCCAGGACAAUUGAAGUAUUAAGUGCAUUUAAAAAUGAUUAUUUGGGUUAAAAAAAAAAAAGAAGAAGAAAAGAAAAAAGAAACAAACUGAUGGAGAGAGAGAGGGGGGGAGGAAGAGGAGGAGGAGGAGGAGGAGGAAGAGGGAAAACGUGAACUUUGUGUUCUCCGGAUGACUUGUCCUGUGUCCAUGUACAUAGCUGUGUUUUGUACCGUCCUUUGUUCCUCCUUCCUGGUUGCAAACCGGCCUCCGCGGCGCGACUCCGCAGCGGCGUUAUUUUGUAAAGGCGGCCAUGUAUUUGGGGGCGGCUGUGACGUCCGCCGGAAGAUGUUCUGAAAGAAUUAAAACCACAGCAAUAGGAAUAUGUAGGCUUAUAAGGUAGGCUUAAUGCUGCAAGCGCACUUAUAUUCUUAGGAUGACCAA